Zychaea mexicana is the source of this 2148-nucleotide messenger RNA. RefSeq lists its product as uncharacterized. The coding region runs from base 1 to 2148 and encodes 715 amino acids. The transcript is spliced from 16 exons. The record is from RefSeq and is a predicted model, not a curated record. Lineage: Eukaryota; Fungi; Mucoromycota; Mucoromycetes; Mucorales; Lichtheimiaceae.
AUGGACCUGAGACUACCGGAAAUAGUUGUACCCAAUGGCAUUUACGAUGAAGAAGAAUCUAGCAAGGGACCUGAGAUUCAUGAGACAAAAUUGCAGGUUAUGCCCUUAGGCAAAGCUGUUCACACAUUACUACACGUUAAAGAAGAAGCUUUCCAACACGCGAUCAACAAACCUACCAGAGACUCACCAAUUGCACGCGCACUGUACUCAAUCGAUGAAUAUCUUGAGACACCGCGUUUCGAAGAUAUAUACGAUCCUUUGAAAGAUCAAUUCCUGAAGCCUAAGAGUACUCAAGCCAAGGCAGCUUUACGACUGGCACAAUAUGUCCUUUUACAUUCUCGUCACAAGGCUAAUUUUCGGUCAUUCUUAAAGACGCAUGAAUUGCAGUCGGGCGAUAAGCGUGCGCAUUUGGCAGCUGCUUUAUUGCUGGAAAGUGUGGCUGUCGACGAAUUUAUCCCGGACCUAGUACGACUCGCACAACAAUAUGGUGAGAAGCCUACGAUGACUGCAUGUAUCGCUUGUGAUGCAGUACUUGCCUGCUCAAGACAGGCCUUACAACCGAAAAAAUCCAACAAGGAAAACACUGGAUUAAUGAUUCAGGUCAUUGAAGAGCAUGAAGAUGAUUGGAACGGAAUUGAAGAAACCUGGGAAUACAUUCAGGAUAUCUUUUCUGUUAUGAGAAAGUGGUACCCUUUUGAUCCAAUUGCCACGUCUGCAUGGAAUGAGCUGCAAAUAUUCACAGCGUGCGCCAAAAGAGCAAUAUCUAACCGAAACUUGUAUAAGCGCAUCAACAAAGCAUGGAGCAGUAUAUCUGCCCUUUUAAUCUCGAAAAACAUCGUAUCUAAAAAACCAUUGGCUGUCAAGAAGCAAUUGGCUUGUUUGCAAGAGGAAAGCGAUCCAUUAGUACGGUAUCUGAAUAUCAUUUGUGUUGCGCUGUUGCAAAAGUCCCAAUGGAUAGUUAAUGGAGGUGACAGACUGCUGUCUUUGGAGGAACGAGAUAUCAAGGAACGAAUAUAUGCCAGCCUUGUUGACAUGAUGGAACAAUCACUGCCCUGUCCUUUUGAGACCUGCGGGAAGACACUUAUUAGCCAGACAAUAGUACAUGCUCCACACCUUGUGAAUACAGAGCAUGUUCCCAGUACAGUAUCGAAGAAAGUAAUCGAGGCAGCCCUCAAGGGCGACAUUGCUUUGGAUAAGCUUCCACACUCAGUAGUAUUCUCAAGCGAAGCAGUACAAGUACUUGUAUCUGCUGUUGGAAAUUCGAACGUAAAAGCAGGUGAUAUGCUCAACGACCUUGUUACAGAAUUGGAACGGGAUUCAUCAAAGGAUGCUUUUAACAUCAGUUGCCCCAUCGUCGAUGAGCUCUUAAAAUUUGUAGCAACCAAUGACCUUGCCUGCAAAGUCCUCAUUCGGUUUAUGGAUAUUGCUGCAUUGAUUGCCAAGGCAUUAAUGGCAAAGACUUGGUCGAAUGGUGACGGCGUUUUAGUCUUUGUGGGCAUGAUCAGAUACUUUAAGAGCACGAAAAGAUUCCCCGAGGUUAAUUCUCACAAAAAAUCGCUCACAUCACCUGCUGAUAUUGUUGCCACAAGUUCGUCACCUGUUGAGGGAACAAAUGAUCCGACUUUAAGCGAUGAUGAGGUCCAAAGGUUUGCAGCAGAAGUUUUGUCCGUAUUACAGUUAUGGGUUAUGAAGGCUACCGAUGAAGCAGUUCAAAAUGGGCUAGGGCAGCUAGUCUACAGCAGUUACUCUGCACCCAAUGACGGUACAUUUAUUGACGCUUGGAAAAACAUAUCUCAUGGAAUUGGAAACAACCAUCCAGAAGCAAUUUGGACUGUCAUCAUUCGCUGUUUGCAUAUUAUGAAAGACCAGACGAAAUUAACAGACGAACUUUUUGAAAACGAAACUGAGGAAAGCGAACGUGAAGUGUAUACAAUUAUUGUGAAGCGCCUGUCUCCACUAUUAAUACUUCGGACAUUCCAUCAACAAGCAUAUGAGAGCGUUACAUUACCUAAAGUGGUUCAAGAAGGAGUGGAUUGGUCUACGUUGGACUUUAAAAGUGAAAAAGUAAAAUGGUCGUCAGAUAAUGGUUCCGAGCAUCUUGAUUUGAUGUACGGGAUCCAGCGGAAUAUCAAGAAAAUCGAACAUUAG